AUGGACGCGCGGGAGAAAACGAAAACCUAAACAACGCAGUCAUGACAACAGCGUAACCUCCGCUCUUUGCUUUAGCUUUACGGAAUAGUACAUGAGACAAGCGAACGUAUAAGGUUUUUGUCAUAAAAAGGUGAUACUGACUGCUCACUGGCAGCAUGGAAGACGACUUCAGCCAAUCCCUCACCCCACCAGUGUCUCCAUUCGCAUCAGACAGCCUGUGUGAGCUGACUCCAGCCCGACCGCCCUGUUUCUGCUGCUCUGUGACUAAGGAGGAACCCGCUGCAGCUCUCUCCACUGAUGGCUACGCUGCAAGAGGCUCCCUGAAACGGCUGCUGUUGCGUCUUGACCCGGCCCCAGCAGAUUAUGAGACGGACACGGUGGAAAUCUUUGGCUUCCCCUGGGUCACAGAGAUGGCAUUGGUGGAAUCUACAAAGCCUCUCUUUGGUCUGUUCAGACAAAAGGUCUACAGGCUGGAGUCCUUGGUGCAGUCCAGCUCGCAUGACUUCGGUCAAGCAGGCAACCUCCACUAUGAAGCAGAGGAUCUCAGACAACAGUGCGUUUCUUUUCUUCAGUAUGUCAAAGUCUUCCUGCACAGAUACCUGGAACCCUCGAGCUCCCUGGAUGCAGGUCUGUCCCACCCAUAUGAAGAGCUGGAGGCUCAGUUCCCCUCUGCUCUUCUGGAGGAGCUGUUUGGCAUCACCCUCCUCAUAGGACGACUCAAAGACUUGCCAGCCAACGUCCAAAGUGCCUUCACGAUACCAAACCCGGGAAAGAUUUUCCCUCCCUCUUGGCAUUUGUUGCAUCUUCAUCUUGACACCCACUGGUCAGUCUUGGAGAUCCUUCACUUACUGGGUCACAAGAUGCAAGGCCAGGUGGUGUACGCCCACCAGUUUGUGAACCUGACGGGAGAGAACCUGACCGACACCAGUCUGUUUGAAGAGCACCUGUGCAGCCUGCUGUGUGACCUAACUGGUCUGGCCAUGGGCAAAUACAGCAAGGUGAGGCCUACAGAAGCCCUGAGCAGCCAUCACCACCUUUGCUCCUGCACCAAAGAGCUGUGGGUCCUGCUCAUGCACCUUCUGGAACACAGGCACAAAGUGUUGCACACACAGUCUUUCUGGAGCUACAUGAACUCUUUGUUGAGGCCGCUGGUUUUCGGGAAGCCAGCAGCAGAGCAGUUCGAUGGCCUCCCGACGCAUUGUAAGGACCCUCUGGGAUUCACAUGGUGGCUGGUCACUCACGUCGCGAUGUUAGGCCAGUACAGUCGGAACGGCGCUCUCCAGUACGAGAAACCUGUGGGGGAUAAUUGGACUUUUGUGGAGGAGUUGCUCAAGGUCACUUGUAACCCCAAGGGAGGUCUGGCAGAGGAGCAGGUCAGGAUGCACGUCCACUGCUGCCUCAGUCUCUGUCUGCUGUGGGAGCCGAGCACCAGCGCCGUCUCCAUCCUUUGGGACUACUACAGCAAGAAUCUGGGUGCUUCAUUCCUCGUACCCUGGCUCGGCGUGUCUGGCGUGGGCACUUUGUGCAAGACGCCGAUGGCUCUGUCGGAGCAGGCCCGCAGCUGCUGCUCCCCGGCUCCCCUCGGCUCCCCGGGACACACCCAGCUGUACCGCUCGGCCAGCUCCUUCCACCUCUUCCUCCGAGUGCUGGCCCUGUGCCUCGGCCAGGACCGAGCUGGCGGGGUCCCGCAGAGACAGAUCAAAGGGAGGAUUUAUUCCAAGUUCUCCUCUAAGAAGAUGCAGGAGCUGCAGGAGGCCGGCCUCAUGAACUUCCUGCUGCUGUUUCUGGUGGUGGCCAGGCAGGUGGAGCUGGAGGAUGUGGCGGGCAGAGCCUGUGAGCUCCUGGGUUUCCUUCCCUCUAACUGCCCCCCCGGGCACCGCACCCUAGUCUGGAGGGGACAGCUAUCCCUGCUGUUGUUGUUCCAGGAGAGGGGUCUGGAUGUUGGUGCGCAGGCCACCUGGCUGGCCUCGUCCUUUAAAGAGACGGCCAAAGAGUUCUACAAUAAGACCACAGAGGUUUCUCGCAGACUGGCCCUCUGGGGGCCCCUCGGGUCGUACUUGGAGGGCGUGGCCGAGGUCUUCGAGACGAGCACCAGCCUCGACCUGUCCGAGGAGAAGCUGCUCAACGAGGGCUUCGAUUGGCUGCUGCGCGCCUGCCGCCUCUCGGAGCUGAAUUCGGCCCUGCAAGUCCUGCAAGUCGUCCUGGCCCAGCUCAGACGGGUCCAUCAGCGCGGUGUCCAGUCGGCGCCCCACUCGGCCUGGGCUCCUGGUAACGGCGGUGUGGUGAAAGAGCGCCACCUAGCUGUAGCUGCCGCGCUCUGGGCGCACUUUUUCCCCUUCCUGCGCAGCCUACGCCUGUCCCAGACCCCUCCGGCACAGCUGGCAGACGCCGCUGCAGGCUUCACCCUGCUGGCUUUUGAUCUGCCCAACUCCGCCCCCCAGGACCUGCAGCCCCACCCGGUGCAGUCCAUCAUGCAAUGCUUCGGCUGGGACGACAUGGUUCAACCGGUUCUGGUAACUCGCUACCUCCCCCAUCUGCUCCAGAACAGCGAGCUGAUGUCCUCGCUGAGCCGUGAUUCUGCCGCUGGCGCGACGCGCUCGCCACAGAGCCUGUCGGUGAGGGCCUGGAUCCGCUGUGUUCUACAGCAGCACCUCCAAAAGAACCCGGACGGCUCCGACAGCAGAGCGGGCCGCGACGUGGAGGUUCAGCUGUGUGAGCUGACCCGGCUCGUGCUCAGACUGCCCGAGGUGGACGGUCUUCUGCAGAGGGCGAGCCUCCAGCCCACAGCCUCGAGGCUCGAGCCCACUGCAGCCCUGGAGGUGUUUGUCAAGGCCGUCGGCGGCGUGUACGGCGGACUGCAGGUUUUGUCCGAGCGCUCGGCCAUGGUGACCAGAGCCUUGGACUACAUCGGCGACAUCCUGAAACACAUCAAACCGUCUCUCAUCAGCAGGAACCAGGAGGGACUGCAGCUGGUCUACUGGGCCGUCGGGUGCAUAGUGAAGCACUGGAGCCCCCUGCUGGCCACCUCUAAAGCCCAGCAGCUGCUGUUCCGUAUCGUGGACGGGCUGCUGCUUCCACACAACCUCACACAGCAGGACAAAGCACUCCGGGAAAGCCUGCCGCUUUUUUUACAGGGUCUGUCAGUAGCCUGCAGCGUGUCUCAGGCGCAGGGCGCCCACCUGAAGCAGCAGCUCCGCUCCGUCACCCGCAGGUAUCUGGACCAUUUCCUCCCCGCCUCGCCCUCCGUGGGCGUCAUUGCCAACCACCCGGUGCUCCUGAGCGCCUGUGAGGCCAGCCCGACCCCCCGGGGGGCAGCGCUCAGGAGGACCAUCCUGGAGGUGCUCUGCGAGAGCUUCUUGCGGUUUAAAGGUCAUGCCCCUCCGCCUCGGCUAGCGGCGGUCCUCUUGUUCCUACUGGAGCUCUUGAGACGGAACGGUGACUCAGACCCCGCCCUCCUCACGCUGCCCCUCCCCUCUCUGCUGCGCUGCGUGAUGCUGGUCAACGAGCCGCAGGUGAGGAAGACGAGCACAGAUGCCUUACAGCUUGUGGUGGAGCGGUGUGCUGCCGUAUCUACAGCCAGGCCGUGUGACCAGACCAUCGACGUUUUGCGGUCCUUUGUGGAGGAGAACGAGGGCGUGUACGACCGGCAGGUGUACGGCGUCCUGGAGACCGUGUCCCUUUUGGACCCCGCCCCGGUUCGAGCUCUCCUCCCCGACCUGUCUCUCAGUCUGAGGAACACGGAGCGCAAGAGAGGACUGGGCCGGAACAUCGCCUUGAGGAGUGCCUACGGGAAGUUGCUGAGCCUCCUCGGAGAGAGUGGGCAGGUGGAAAUGGCCAGCCUGGAAGCCGACUGAGACUGUUGUUGUUGUUGUUGUUUUUUAAUUUACGCUCCAGAAACCACUUGUUAGUCACACAGCCUGCUCUCUUUAAUUUGGGUAUCCAGUAAAACAUGAGUACCUCAUGUGCUGGAGCAGUAUACCAGAUGUAUAAAACUGUGAGUAUUUAAAAGCUGUAAAAGGCAGUUUCUUACCUUUUAGUUCAAAUGAUCUGGAUUGUUUUGGUGUGAUUCGGCCCUUUUUGAGGGUUAUGACGCUCGACUGGAAAAGAAACGGCAAUGUAAUCCAAACCUCUUUGCUCAAGAUAAUCCACCGUUUCCUAAAGGCACAGUUUUGUUUGUACUGAACUACACCCACUAAAGAAGGAAGCCCCCGUCUACUCAUCAGAGAGAAAAUAAUUCUAGUCUGUGGAUUAUCUUUCGUAACCAGCCGAUGAUUUCUGUUCAGCUAUUUUAACCAAACUGAGUGUCCUAUACUUCUGUCUGUGUUUUAAGAGAGGCAGUACGUCUCUACGACCGAUAUCGCUGCGACUCACACCAAAACAACUCGAUUAACAGCACACAGGUUUGAGGGACCCCACGUAUUUUAGAUUUUUGGAGGACAAAAGAUCUUUUGGAUCACCUACUGAAUACAUGGUCUCAACAGGUGCUGUGCAAUGUACAUAGUGUAUAAAGAAAUAGGGGCAGCUUCUCAUUUUGAAAGAUGCGUUAUUUAUAAUGUAAUAAAUGUGACAAUAAAUAUGAAUACGCUCA
Messenger RNA from Pungitius pungitius (ninespine stickleback), 4588 nucleotides. It is a transcript of the gene mms22l, whose product is annotated as MMS22-like, DNA repair protein. NCBI's taxonomy places the organism in Eukaryota, Metazoa, Chordata, Actinopteri, Perciformes, Gasterosteidae. Bases 156 to 3854 code for a protein of 1232 amino acids. The transcript is spliced from 26 exons. Gene Ontology annotation, biological process: double-strand break repair via homologous recombination; replication fork processing. The record is from RefSeq and is a predicted model, not a curated record. Gene Ontology annotation, cellular component: nuclear replication fork.